AUGGGGGCAGAGAAAGCCAAAUGAACUUUCUGGCACAAAAAGUUGCCAAACUCUUCUCUUCCCUCUGGGGGCUGGAUCAGAGAGAGAGAGAUAGAUGGAUUGCUGGGAGAAGCUAAAGAGAGUUUUGAUUUCUAAAUUUUCAAACAUCAAGCUUCGCAAAUCUAAAGGUGGUAGAGAUGGUGGCAAUAGAGCUGUAGGUGGUGGUGGCCGCAGCAGCGGUCUACUAAAUCUAAAGAAUGAUGUACAGACUUGUGAAUAUAAAGACAUACAAGUGAUGUGGAACAUAUUAAACAGAGACGAGAUGGAGAUGAAGCAGAAGCAGGAGCAUACAGAGGUAAUCACAGCAGCAAUUGCUAAGCCUAUUUAAUGUAACUAAUAGAAUACAGAAUUUUUA
This is a messenger RNA of Rubroshorea leprosula, 394 nucleotides long. Lineage: Eukaryota; Viridiplantae; Streptophyta; Magnoliopsida; Malvales; Dipterocarpaceae. The record is from the annotation of a GenBank genome assembly.